CGUGUACGAACUCUCGCGUUGACGAUGAAAGUCUCGCCACCUUAGUUUUACUUUGAGAGGUUAAAUCCGUGCCAAGCUUCCACCAACCAGCCGUUGCACGAAAUCAGGACAUUUGGAGGCGGUUUUGCGAUCAAACACCGCAACACAAUUAGCGGCACCACCAUGCAACGUUUGCCAUUCCUCCUGCUGCUCUUUCUACUUGCCCUCCCCGUCUCCCGGGGGAACUACAAUGACGACUUUGACGACGGCGAGGACCUGGCCGACUUCGACGACAACGACUUUGCCGAGUUUGAGGACAUGAGCGAAGAUGCGGGGCCCGAGGCGGACACCGUUCCGCCGUCGUCCAUUCGGGGCGGCCCGUUCUCACAGCCUGACGAAGACGAGGAUGAAGACGAGGCCACGGUAGAACUGGAGUACGGACAAGACGGUUUUGACGAUUCGGAUGCACAGGAUCAGGACAUUUACAGCAAAUAUGACCGGGAGGAGUUUGAGGUGAUUGGCGACACGGAGAAGCCUGGCCACCCCAUGAAAGACCCCCUCAUAAUCCACACGGUUCCGGCCCAUCUUCAAAAUAGCUGGGAGAGCUACUACAUGGAGAUCCUGAUGGUGACGGGCCUGCUGGCCUACAUCAUGAACUACAUCAUCGGCAAGAACAAGAACAGCCGCCUGGCUCAGUCCUGGUUCAACUCUCACAGGGAGCUGCUGGAGAGCAACUUUGCUCUUGUGGGCGACGACGGCACCAGCAAAGAAGCAGUGAGCACGGGGAAGCUCAAUCAGGAAAAUGAACACAUCUACAACCUGUGGUGCUCCGGACGCGUCUGCUGUGAGGGCAUGCUCAUACAGCUUAAGUUCCUGAAGAGACAGGACCUGCUUAACGUUCUGGCCAGGAUGAUGAGGCCCACCUGUGACCAAGUGCAAAUCAAAGUGACGCUGAAUGACGAGGACAUGGACACGUUUGUGUUUGCCGUGGGCACUAAGAAGGCGAUGGGCCGCCUUCAGAAGGAGUUGCAGGACUUGAGUGAGUUCUGCGGCGACAAGCCAAAGUCCGGAGCCAAGUUCGGCCUCCCGGACUCUUUGGCGAUUCUUACGGAGAUGGGCGAGGUCACGGACGGCGUGAUGGACAACAAGAUGGUUCAUUAUAUCACCAACCACGCCGACAAGAUCGAGUCCAUCCAUUUUUCGGACCAAUUUUCUGGUCCAAAAGUUAUGCAAGAGGAGGGUCAGCCCUUAAAGCUACCUGAAACCAAGAAGACACUGCUGUUUACAUUUAAUGUGCCUGGAAUGGGCAACACGUCUCCCAAAGACAUGGACGCUCUUCUGCCCCUCAUGAACAUGGUUAUCUACAGCAUCGACAAAGUCAAGAAGCUGCGUCUCAACAGGGAGGGGAAAAUGAAGGCAGACCGCAACCGGGCCCGCGUGGAGGAGAACUUCCUGAAGCAGACGCACGCUCAGCGCCAGGAGGCGGCGCAGACCCGACGCGAGGAGAAAAAGCGGGCCGAGAAGGAGAGGAUCAUGAACGAGGAGGACCCGGAGAGACAGCGCCGCUUGGAGGAAGCGGCUCAGAGACGAGAGCAGAAGAAGAUCGAGAAGAAGCAGAUGAAGAUGAAGCAGAUUAAAGUGAAAGCCAUGUGAAGUUCGCCCAUCACCGGCAACGGCUGGACAUUUUGCCACCUCGCUGCUGCAUCAUCGUGUUUUUGUCUUGGUGGGCUUUUAAAAAUUGUACCUGCUUUUAAAUUGAAAGCAUCACCACAGGGCUCUAUUGAUUUGUAAUCAUAACAUUCAUGUAAUCUUCAAUGACAUUUUAACUUAUCUGCUGUGAGGUCUGUUUCUAAUGAAAUAUCUGCACAAAAGUCAAUAAAGAAGUGCACUGGA
Messenger RNA from Syngnathus typhle (broad-nosed pipefish), 1872 nucleotides. It is a transcript of the gene ccdc47, whose product is annotated as coiled-coil domain containing 47. The transcript has 13 exons. NCBI's taxonomy places the organism in Eukaryota, Metazoa, Chordata, Actinopteri, Syngnathiformes, Syngnathidae. Gene Ontology annotation, cellular component: endoplasmic reticulum. Gene Ontology annotation, biological process: endoplasmic reticulum calcium ion homeostasis. The record is from RefSeq and is a predicted model, not a curated record. The coding region runs from base 163 to 1632 and encodes 489 amino acids. Gene Ontology annotation, molecular function: calcium ion binding.